Puccinia graminis f. sp. tritici CRL 75-36-700-3 is the source of this 984-nucleotide messenger RNA. RefSeq lists its product as uncharacterized. The transcript is spliced from 5 exons. Bases 45 to 770 code for a protein of 241 amino acids. The record is from RefSeq and is a predicted model, not a curated record. Lineage: Eukaryota; Fungi; Basidiomycota; Pucciniomycetes; Pucciniales; Pucciniaceae.
AAUAUGGUUCUUCAGUUUCUCCCUCACCCUCUGCCAACGGCAAGAUGACCAACGAACAGUUAUCAUGCCUGUCCAAGCUUGCGCUCGCACUCCAUCCUACAAACUGCAGGUCUAGCCAAGAAUUGCUAUUGCUGUACUCUUCGGUGAUUGGAGAAGAGGUAUGGCACCUCAGCCUGAUUGGACCUACCGUUCCCGAAACUCCUGCAGGCCCUCGAGAGACUUGGUGGGAAGGUAAAUGGUCAAUGGAGGAAUUACAGGAUCUAGUGCCUUCAAAGUCACGUGGCGAACUCAUAGAUAAAAUAAGGUCAUCUUUCCGCAAUGAUGAUAUUACUUUGAUAGGAUACCGGGAAGGUAAUGAGGCGGAAGUUCGGGUGACGAUAGGAUACUCAACUUCUGGCGCUUUCACCAUCUCAUUAGCCCGCUUGAACUCUGACAACGAGCCUUCGCCAACUCCGAAGCGAAAACCUUUCCUCAACCUUUUGAGUAUCACUUGCGAAGCAUAUCAGCAACUGAAUAACAGAAAGCAUGAGAAACAUAUCGAUCAAGCACCAUCCGGUAACAGCGCAGGCCACGAUAUCAAUCGGACUAUGAUCCAAAGCUCAUAUUCUCGAAUCAACGCGGCAUCCGAUAAUGGAAACGCUCCAGAUCAAAUGAAGAGAACCAAUUCUGUAUCAUCCCCAAACGCAUUUGCAGACAAUUUAGCUCAUUCCAGCAAGAAAGCGAGGAUCGCGGUGACCAAUCGUUUUCUUGACUCAGAUGAAUCUGAUUGACAGACCCUUGCAAGAAAAGCUCGUAAAGGACGUUUUCAAAGCUUCUGGUAUCAAACUAGUUGUCUGUAAAUUAUCUUGUAGUGCAGUUGACUCAGUGACCAGUAGAUCCAUGGUUUCCUCUCAGGAAUCUUGCCUCGAUAUCAGUGUCUGAAAUCACAUAUCUUAUGAUUGAGAGUAAAUUUUGCUUUGAAAUAUAGCUGUUGGGACGCUUUUG